AUGGAAAGAAGCUCGCUCGAAGAGGAACCGGUGGUCGCUCCAGUUUCAUUCGCUAUACUACCGGAGACCGAGGAAAGCGAAUCAAUUCUCAUGCACGAUAAACGUAUCAAGGAAGGUACCAGCACAGUACAAGAGACUAUUUACUCCUACGAGCCGAUCGACGCAAACCAUUUAAGAAUUCUGACUAUCUCUCCAGGCCUUGUGGGCCAGAAACUCAACUGCUCGCUCAGUGUUUGGGUAAGGGGCUCUCCGGAAAAAUAUGAUGCUCUUUCAUAUGUCUGGGGUGAGGAACAGCCUUCGGAGAGGCUGCCAAUCGGAUUUGAAGGGGAAUCUUUUCAAUACUUAAUGGUGACCAAAAACUUGCUCAGUAUCCUGAAUAAUCUACGGAGCACGACGUCUCCUCGAAGGAUUUGGAUAGAUGCUCUUUGCAUCAAUCAGGAAGAUUUUGAAGAGAAGAACACGCAAGUUCCCAUGAUGUCUCGGACGUAUGGUGAUGCCGCUUGUGUCCGAAUAUGGCUUGGUCAAGAAGAACAUCAUAGUUCGCGAGCCAUGGCUCUCAUCCAAAAGAUUCCACUAUCAGUGGGCAGAUUUGAAAGAUUUAUUGCGUUGGAGACAAGAUUAGAAGAUUGGUUCGCUUUGUCGAUGGUUAUGCGUAGGCGAUGGUUUACUCGACGGUGGGUAUUACAGGAAAUUGCAAUGGCAAGCGAGGCAACCAUUUACUGCGGCGAUCAGGAAGCUUCGUGGUCGAAUUUUGUUUCGGCCACGCAAUUGUUCCAAAUGUACUCCGAAGAUAUAUCCAAGAAGUUUGAGGGCUGGAACUAUUUUGAUGCCCGAAAUUACAGUGCAAGUCGUCUUAUCGCCGCAACCACAAACUUUGUACGUCGGGAUGAUAAAGGUAGAAUUACACGCAGAUGUAAGACUCUGGAGGAACUCAUCUGUGACUUGACAACUUUCGAGGCUACCAGACCACACGACGUUCUCUAUGCUGUUAUAUCGCUUGCGGAUGAUGGACCACGAUCUUCCUUCCGAACACGAGGCAGUUCCAAUUCUAGUGGUGCAUACAAUCAAGUAAUUUCAACCGCUAAUGGCGUCUUAUCAUCUGAAGAAUUACUGCGCAUUCGAAAACUCAUCAAACCCGUACUAAGGAAGUUAAACACAAUUCGUGCCCGGGAAGAGUUGUUCUCUGUCUCUCACGACGCGUUCAAAGUAUCCUACCAAAAGCCGUUUGCUCACGUGGCAGCAGGAUUCAUGGAGCGAAUAACGACUAACUCUCUGUCGCUAGACAUGAUCUUUCGUCCUUGGGCGCCAGAAAACGAAGAGCUGCCAACAUGGAUACGGACUUUGAAAGAUAUGCCUUGGCGUACCAAAGAGGAGGCCCACCACGAGCAUCUACUUAUGCACGAGGGAUCUACGCUUAUUUGGAGACGUCUCAAUGCGGAUCCGUUAGUCGCUGCUACCCCUGCAAUUCAUACAUUAUACAAAGCAUCUGGAAAACCACCGUCCCGGCCAACCUGGGCGUUUCAUCAGAUUAAUAUCUGUGAGUCUUCUGUGCCCAUACUUUAUGCCCGAGGGUUCGUGUUAGAUGUUAUUUUGCAACAGGAAGAACCUGCUACUUUGGGCAGAGUUCCUGUUUCUUGGUUAAAAUACGGCAAUGAAACGAUUCAGCAUGAUGAGUUUACAUCUGAAUGGAGGAUCCCCGACGACUUCUGGCGCACCAUGAUAGCGAAUAGGGAUCGUUUUGGAAGCAACCCUCCUCCUUUCUACAGUACUGUUUGUGGAAACGUCUUCUAUGAACGGAAAGAGGGGGGUCAUGUCGAUAUAAUCUCAGAGCGAGAAAAGAAACUAGACAUGAUCCAGCAUGAGUUUCUCCAAAGGGUGGAGGCGGUGGUAUUGAACCGCAGACUCACUCGAACUAAACAGCAUGCGUUCCUGUCUCUGGUUCCGCGGAAAACUCAACCUGGAGAUUUGGUCUGCAUCAUAAAUGGAUGUAGCGUUCCAGUUGUUCUCAGCAAAAGAACAAAGUAUGGAGAUAAUCAGGGAUAUUAUUCCCUGGUCGGCGAAAGUUAUGUGCAUGGCAUGAUGGAGGGAGAAGCUUUUGAUCUCAAGAGCAGCAAUCAUGGAGUUCCAUGGGAGACUUUCAGGAUCGUCUGA
This is a messenger RNA of Glarea lozoyensis ATCC 20868, 2151 nucleotides long. RefSeq lists its product as uncharacterized. The record is from RefSeq and is a predicted model, not a curated record. The transcript has a single exon. The coding region runs from base 1 to 2151 and encodes 716 amino acids. Lineage: Eukaryota; Fungi; Ascomycota; Leotiomycetes; Helotiales; Helotiaceae.